Molecule: messenger RNA, 1507 nt
Organism: Aspergillus wentii DTO 134E9
Lineage: Eukaryota; Fungi; Ascomycota; Eurotiomycetes; Eurotiales; Aspergillaceae
Exons: 1
Coding region: 241-1458 (405 amino acids)
Biological process (GO): GPI anchor biosynthetic process
Cellular component (GO): Golgi membrane
Molecular function (GO): glycosyltransferase activity
Source: RefSeq, a predicted model, not a curated record
AAGAAAACGACCCACAGGAGCCCUAGAUACAGAGUACUAUCCCAGCGCCAAUCCUCCCCUUUAUACCCGGAACCACCCCCCUAUCGAUGACAUGUAUAACAUAAUUCUCUAUCUUCGACACUCCUGUGUUUUGUUCAUACGAGCCAGAUAUCUGCUUCUUUGAACCCUGUUGUCCUCGUUAUUGCGCGCCGACCAGUCGUCUCUCCCAUAUGUCUUCCGCUCAAACGACUCGAAGUUGGCAUGGCUGAUUUCUUGCACCGUUUUCACUUUGGCAGACUCUCCCUGUCGACCACCAGCCUCUUAUUUUGUACCUUCUCCCUCCUCUAUCUUUUCUCCCUCUGCUACUAUUAUUUCGCCAGCUAUCGUGAUCCCACAUCCUAUUUCUUUGACCCCCUUCGGGCCUACGAGCGGCGAUAUUCGUCAACAAGAAUUGCAGAGGCGGAGGGAUUUUUACUCAAUGCCAGUGCUAUUAAUCAACCGGCGAGGUCGGAAAACUGGAUCCCUACGAUAUGCGUAGGAAUAGCAACUGUCCGUCGGAGGGGAGAGCAAUAUGUAGGCUUGACAUUGGCAUCCCUUCUGGCCGGCCUGACCGAGGCGGAGAGAAAUAGCAUCUUUCUAAACCUUCUCAUCGGUAACUCAGAGCCAUGGGAACAUCCAAUUUAUUCAGAGAAGUGGGUUGAGACGUUGCCAGACCGCGUACUGACGUACGGACAAGACGAUCCCGACUUUGAGCGUAUCAAGAACUGGGAGGACGGUGGUUGGUAUCGAAACAAAACUAUUCACGACUAUACGCAUCUGAUGCAGGACUGUUACGAUACUGGCGCGGAGUAUGUGGCGAUGAUCGAGGACGAUACGUUAGCGGUGAAGGGCUGGAUCGCGCCCGCCUUACAGGCCCUCGAUAUCGUCAAAGAACGAACCGCGAAUGAGAGAUGGAUGUACCUGCGACUCUUCUAUGCCGAUGACCUCCUUGGCUGGAAUUCGGAGGAGUGGCCAAUAUAUUUGGCUUGGUCGUUUGCAAUCUGGGCAUUGCUUACAGUGACGAUGGUAGCCGCCAAAAGAGUAUUCAAGCACGAGCUGAAGACGUUUCCAGCCAGCACGAUUUGGAUCAUAUCCUGUGUGUUCAUCCCCGCUGCUAUUGCGCUCCAUUUUAUGGCGGGAAAACAGACAGUGUGGCCCAUGUCCCCCGGCGUCCAUGAGAUGAACAGAUACGGAUGCUGCUCGCAGGGCCUCGUGUUUCCUCGUUCUAUUAUACUCGACUUUCUUGCGCGGACAGACCUGACGACCGACUGGCUGGUAGACAUGAUGGUGGAGAAGAUCGCAGAUAAUGAGGGCUGGACACGCUGGGCGGUGGUCCCGUCUUUACUGCAGCAUAUUGGGGCUACCAGUUCUAAAGGAUAUGGGUUUGAUGAUUCGGCGAGGACUCUAUGGAAUUUUAGAUUUGAAGAAUACCCGUACUAGUCACUUAACCUUACAAUUUAUCUAAAUAAUAUAACCUUCUAUUACAGAA